AUGGGACGGUUCAAGGAGGCUUUGAAGUUGAAGGCUGAGAUGGUGUCGAAAGGGUUGAGGCCAAAUUCAGUUACGUGUAAUGUUAUUGCUAGAGGCUAUUGCAAAGCUGGCGAGAUGAGCCAGGUAGAGAUUUUGUUGCAAGAGAUGUUGAUAGAGAGGAUUGAGGUGAAUGCAGGUUUGUUUAGUUCGGUUAUUGUUUGGCUUGUGAAGGAGGAGAAGAGGUUAGAUUCGGCCGUGAGGCUUUUUAAGGAGAUGUUGUUUAGAAAUUCACGACCGGAAGGUUCCAUGCUGACAAUGAUGGUUGAAGAAUUGUGCAAGAAUGGUAAGCAUCAGGACGCGGUUGAUGUUUGGGAUAGAAUGUUGGAGAAAGGCUUUGGUGUGAGCACAAUCACUUCGAACGCGCUGAUUCAUGGUCUUUGUGAGUCUGGAAACAUGAAAAAGGCUGUUGGUAUUCUCAAAACGAUGCUUGAGAAGGGAGUGACUCUGGACAAGAUAACGUAUAAUACUUUGAUAUUGGGAUCAUGCAAAGAAAAGCAAAUUGAAAGAGGACUUUUGCUUCGGGAGGAGAUGGUUAAAAAAGGUAUAAAGCCUGAUAUAUGCACAUAUAAUACCCUGAUGCGGGGCUUAUGCGAUUUGGGCAGAAUGGAAGAGGCUGCAGCACUUUGGAAUGACUUGAAGAAAGAGGAUUUGAAACCAGACCUUUACACUUUUAGUACGAUAAUAGAUGGUUAUUGCAAGGCUAAAGAAGUUGGUAAGGCAAAAAUCUAUUUUGAUGAGGUAGGGAACUCUGGUUUAGAGCCCAAUGUUGUUAUCUAUAAUUCACUUCUCCAAGGGCAUUGCAGAGGUUGUAAUACCAUAGAGGCUUUUAACAUAGUUGCUGAAAUGAAAACCAGAGGCGUUUCUCCAACAGCAGUAACCUAUUCUACCCUUAUGCAUGGGCUAUGCAGUGUUGGUCAAGUAGAAGAAGCUAAAAUUGUCCUUAAUGAAAUGAGAGAAAGUCGUUUGCAAAUGAAUGUAAUAUGCUAUACCAUCCUGAUUGAUGGCUAUUGUAAGAUAGGCAAGAUGAAUGAAGCACGUAAUAUCUUUGAGGAAAUGCGUGCAGGUGGUUUAAGACCAAAUAAGAUUACUUAUACUGCCUUGAUGCAAGGUUACUGUAAAAUCGGGAAUCAGAGUGAAGCAACUAAGCUUUUAGAUGAGAUGGUGGCUAAUGGUGUUCAUCCUGACCAGAUCACUUACAACACAUUGAUGUCUGGAUUUUCCAAUGAAGGUAGGAUGGAUGAGGCCUUUAAGGGCAGAUUCAAUGGUGUCGGUUUUGAGCUGCUGCAGCUUCUCACAUUUCUCGUAUACAGAACAGAGAGCUCGAGGUUUUUGAAGGAAUAA
Messenger RNA from Asparagus officinalis (garden asparagus), 1380 nucleotides. Its product is annotated as pentatricopeptide repeat-containing protein At4g19440, chloroplastic-like. Lineage: Eukaryota; Viridiplantae; Streptophyta; Magnoliopsida; Asparagales; Asparagaceae. The transcript is spliced from 3 exons. The record is from RefSeq and is a predicted model, not a curated record. Gene Ontology annotation, molecular function: protein binding. Bases 1 to 1380 code for a protein of 459 amino acids.